CGCUCCCGGGGCCGCGGAGCACGAACCCGGCUGCCCCGCACCCAGAAUCUGGAGUGGGGCUCGGCCGAGCGGUGGGCGCGGGGCUGGCGGGCAGGGCGAACCCGCCGCCCUCCCGUUCCUCUGUUGCUCAGGGUCCUGUCGUUGUUACGAGGCGGUUCUUGCUCGGCUGCGCGGGGUCGGGGCCCGGUGCAACGCACAACUGCAGCGUGCAAGGCCUUUGGAGGAGCGCAGGGUUCCAGAGAGACUGAGCUGCCUGGUUCUCUGGUUUCCCUUGUGGAACGUAAUUCUUUCUGCCUGUUCUAGAAGCCUCUUGCUACCGGAUGAAGCACGAACCAACAUGUCUGACAGCUGUCUGGGACCAAACCCUGAACACAAGCUUGUGCUCUAAGGCGUGGAGAAGCACGCUGUUGUAAAGGCACCUGAAGGAGUCCGGAGCAAUGCCACCACCUUCGGACAUUGUGAAAGUAGCUGUUGAGUGGCCAGGUGCCAAUGCCCAGCUGCUGGAAAUAGAUCAGAAAAGGCCUCUUGCAUCCAUCAUCAAGGAGGUCUGUGAUGGGUGGUCGUUGCCAAACCCUGAAUACUACACCUUGCGAUAUGCCGAUGGUCCUCAGCUGUACAUCACAGAACAGACUCGCUGUGACAUCAAGAAUGGAACUAUCCUGCAGCUGGCAGUCUCCCCAUCCAGGGCAGCUCGCCAGCUGAUGGAGAGGAUCCAGUCGCACAGUAUGGAAGCCCGACUGGAUGCCAUGAAGGAACUGGCUAAACUUUCAGCAGAUGUGACCUUCGCCACAGAGUUCAUCAACAUGGAAGGGAUUACAAUGCUGACACGGCUUGUGGAGAGUGGGACCAAGCUUCUGUCCCAUUACAGUGAGAUGUUGGCUUUCACCCUGACUGCCUUCUUGGAGCUCAUGGACCAUGGUAUUGUUUCCUGGGACAUGGUCUCAAUAACCUUCAUCAAACAGAUUGCAGGGUAUGUGAGUCAGCCUAUGGUAGACGUCUCCAUCCUCCAGCGGUCGUUAGCCAUUCUAGAAAGCAUGGUGCUAAACAGUCAGACUCUAUAUCAGAAGAUAGCAGAAGAAAUCACCGUGGGGCAGCUCAUUUCUCAUCUGCAAGUCUCAAAUCAAGAGAUUCAGACAUAUGCCAUUGCCCUGAUUAACGCCCUCUUCCUGAAGGCACCUGAGGACAAAAGACAGGACAAGCUGCUUAACCCGCUAGACCUGCCCAUCACUGAAAUGGCUAAUGCAUUUGCCCAGAAGCACCUGAGGUCUAUAAUCCUGAAUCAUGUGAUCCGAGGAAACCGCCCAAUUAAAACAGAAAUGGCACAUCAGCUGUAUGUGCUACAGGUACUGACCUUUAAUCUCCUGGAAGAGAGAAUGAUGACCAAGAUGGAUCCCAAUGAUCAGGCACAGAGAGACAUCAUAUUUGAGUUGAGAAGAAUUGCAUUCGAUGCAGAGUCUGACAGCAACACCGUUCCUGGCAGUGGAACAGAAAAACGCAAAGCCAUGUACACCAAGGACUACAAGAUGCUGGGUUUCACUAAUCACAUCAAUCCAGCCAUGGAUUUUACUCAGACUCCUCCAGGGAUGCUAGCAUUGGACAACAUGCUCUACUUGGCCAAAUUUCAUCAGGACACCUAUAUCAGGAUUGUUCUGGAGAACAGCAGUCGAGAAGAUAAGCAUGAGUGUCCCUUUGGGCGAAGUGCCAUUGAGCUUACCAGGAUGCUUUGUGAGAUCCUGCAAGUUGGGGAACUCCCCAAUGAAGGACGAAAUGACUAUCAUCCCAUGUUUUUCACCCAUGAUCGUGCAUUUGAAGAGCUAUUUGCCAUCUGCAUCCAGCUGUUGAACAAGACCUGGAAAGAAAUGAGGGCGACAGCAGAAGAUUUUAAUAAGGUUAUGCAGGUUGUAAGGGAACAGAUCACACGGGCUCUCCCCUCUAAACCAAACUCCUUGGACCAGUUCAAGAGCAAACUGCGCAGCCUGAGCUAUUCUGAGAUUCUGCGACUACGCCAGUCAGAGAGAAUGAGCCAAGAUGACUUCCAGUCACCACCUAUUGUGGAACUGAGAGAGAAAAUCCAACCUGAGAUCUUGGAGCUGAUAAAGCAGCAGCGCCUGAACAGGCUUUGUGAGGGAAGUAGCUUUAGAAAAAUUGGAAAUCGCAGAAGACAAGAAAGGUUUUGGUAUUGUCGCCUGGCUCUGAAUCACAAGGUGCUACAUUAUGGAGACCUGGAAGAUAAUGCCCAGGGGGAAGUGACCUUCGAAUCUCUACAGGAAAAAAUUCCAGUUGCAGACAUCAAAGCUGUUGUCACAGGGAAGGAUUGUCCACACAUGAAGGAGAAAAGUGCACUGAAACAGAACAAGGAAGUGUUAGAAUUGGCCUUCUCGAUAUUAUACGAUCCUGAUGAGACCUUAAACUUCAUCGCACCUAAUAAAUAUGAGUACUGUAUCUGGAUCGACGGGCUGAACGCUCUGCUGGGGAAGGACAUGUCCAGCGAGUUGACCAAGAGCGACCUGGACACGCUGCUUAGCAUGGAGAUGAAGCUGAGGCUGCUGGACCUGGAGAACAUCCAGAUCCCCGAGGCGCCGCCGCCCAUCCCCAAGGAGCCCAGCAGCUACGACUUCGUGUACCACUACGGCUGAGGGCCGCGCGCCCCGCCGCUCCCGCGGUCACAAUAAUAACCAAGUCCCGCUC
Molecule: messenger RNA, 2688 nt
Organism: Cuculus canorus (common cuckoo)
Lineage: Eukaryota; Metazoa; Chordata; Aves; Cuculiformes; Cuculidae
Gene: ELMO2
Product: engulfment and cell motility 2
Exons: 23
Coding region: 438-2636 (732 amino acids)
Biological process (GO): cell motility; actin filament organization
Source: RefSeq, a predicted model, not a curated record